AUGUUUCCUGCAAAACUUGUUUUUGUCACAGCACUCUGUUUCUCUGUCUUCUUCAACCUUGUUUUCACUGGGGAUAUCACUAGAGAUGCCAUAUCUUCUCCUACAGAUUGUGCCAAUUGCCCUACAUGUCAGUGCCCUCCUUCCAUUCCAAAUCCAGGGUACCCUUUAUAUGGCCCUCCUCCACCAGGACCACCCCCACCAUCAAUUCCUAGCUACCCGCCGCCGCCGCCUCAACAGCAUGGUCAAGGAAAAUGCCCCCCAACUCAGCCUGCUCAAUGCUGCCAGUACCCUCAAUAUCUCUCUCCACCAGGUGCCUCAGGAGGAUUUGUGCCUUACCCUGAUGGCACCCAUGCAGGUGCAGCUUCAUCUGCUUUGCCAAUCUUCCUUUCAGUUAUGAUGCUGUUGUUGUCCUCCUCAGCUGUUUUCUUUUAA
Prunus persica (peach) is the source of this 432-nucleotide messenger RNA. RefSeq names its product formin-like protein 20. Lineage: Eukaryota; Viridiplantae; Streptophyta; Magnoliopsida; Rosales; Rosaceae. The record is from RefSeq and is a predicted model, not a curated record. The transcript has a single exon. Bases 1 to 432 code for a protein of 143 amino acids.